AUGCCAGUGAUUGACACGGGGAAGUCCGAGCCACGCCUCCCGAGUGGUCUGUGUACGUUCGCAGCAACUCCAGACCCGGACUGUGCCCUGGAUGCGGCCGAGGGUCCUGGGGAUGACCAGGAAGGGACCGGCCCGGUGGUGGAGCAGGCUGUGCGCGGCCUUGUCCUCGUGCCCACCAAGGAGCUGGCGCGGCAGGCCCAGGCCAUGAUCCAGCAGCUGGCUGCCUACUGCGCCCGAGACAUCCGGGUGGCCAAUGUCUCAGCCGCUGAAGACUCGGCCUCUCAGAGAGCUGUGCUGAUGGAGAAGCCUGACAUCGUGGUGGGGACCCCGUCGCGCGUAUUAAGCCACUUGCAGCAAGACAGCUUGAAGCUGCGGGACUCCCUGGAGCUGCUGGUGAUGGACGAAGCCGACCUCCUCUUCUCCUUUGGCUUCGAGGAGGAGCUCAAGAGUCUUCUCUGUCACUUGCCCCGGAUUUAUCAGGCUUUUCUGAUGUCGGCUACCUUUAACGAGGAUGUGCAAACACUCAAGGAGCUGGUCCUGCAUAACCCAGUUACCCUCAAGUUGCAAGAGUCCCAGCUGCCAGGGCCAGAGCAGCUACAGCAGUUCCAGGUGGUCUGUGGCACGGAGGAAGACAAGUUCCUGUUGUUGUACGCCCUGCUCAAGCUGUCGCUGAUUCGGGGCAAGUCCCUGCUCUUCGUCAACACUCUGGAGCGCAGCUACCGGCUGCGCCUGUUCCUGGAGCAGUUCAGCAUCCCCGCCUGCGUGCUCAAUGGGGAGCUGCCCCUGCGCUCCAGGUGCCACAUCAUCUCACAGUUUAACCAAGGCUUCUACGACUGCGUCAUAGCGACUGAUGCCGAAGUCCUGGGUGCCCCGGUCAAAGGCAAGCGCCAGGGCAAAGGGCCCAAGGGGAACAGGGCCUCUGAUCCGGAGGCGGGGGUGGCCCGUGGCAUAGACUUCCACCACGUGUGUGCCGUGCUCAACUUCGACCUCCCCCCCACCCCUGAGGCCUACGUCCAUCGAGCUGGCAGGACGGCACGUGCCAACAACCCAGGCGUAGUCUUGACCUUUGUGUUGCCCACGGAGCAGUCCCAGCUGGGCAGGAUCGAGGAGCUUCUCGGUGGAGAGAACGGGGCCCCUGCCCUGCUUCCCUACCAGUUCCGCAUGGAGGAGAUUGAGGGCUUCCGCUACCGCUGCAGGGACGCCAUGCGCUCGGUGACGAAACAAGCCAUCCGGGAAGCAAGGCUGAAGGAGAUCAAGGAGGAGCUCCUGCACUCGGAGAGGCUGAAGACGUACUUUGAAGACAACCCCAGGGACCUCCAGCUGCUGCGCCAUGACCUGCCCCUGCACCCUGCCGUGGUCAAGCCUCACCUGGGCCACGUCCCUGACUAUCUGGUUCCUCCUGCUCUUCGCGGCCUGGUUCACCCUCACAAGAAGCGGAAGAAGCAGUCCUCCAAGAAGGUCAAGAAGGUGAAGGCCCAGAACCCACUGCGCAGCUUCAAGCACAGAGGAGAGAAGCACAGACCCAGGGCGGUGCCCUCCUGAGGUCGUCCAGGCGGCCUCGGCUAUCUUCCUGGCCUCGUGGGGCUGAGCACAGCGGGAAAGUAGAGUUCCCCCUGGACAGAGGGACUGAUUGCCGCCCUGGACGAAUGCACUAGGCUCUGGAGCAGGCAGACUGUGGCCUCCAGCUCCGUGGCACUGCCAGGCCGCAUUUUGUGCCUUAAAGACGGAAUAAAGGUUCUGGCUGCCUCCG
Messenger RNA from Myotis brandtii (Brandt's bat), 1750 nucleotides. RefSeq names its product DEAD (Asp-Glu-Ala-Asp) box helicase 56 (gene DDX56). Gene Ontology annotation, molecular function: nucleic acid binding; ATP binding. Gene Ontology annotation, cellular component: nucleolus. The coding region runs from base 1 to 1542 and encodes 513 amino acids. Lineage: Eukaryota; Metazoa; Chordata; Mammalia; Chiroptera; Vespertilionidae. The record is from RefSeq and is a predicted model, not a curated record. The transcript is spliced from 14 exons.